Molecule: messenger RNA, 4098 nt
Organism: Coffea eugenioides
Lineage: Eukaryota; Viridiplantae; Streptophyta; Magnoliopsida; Gentianales; Rubiaceae
Exons: 10
Coding region: 1-4098 (1365 amino acids)
Biological process (GO): telomere maintenance; DNA repair
Molecular function (GO): DNA helicase activity
Source: RefSeq, a predicted model, not a curated record
AUGGUUCAAAAUUAUCAAGAUGCAAUAGCAAUAUGCAGAUUCAUGGGUCCUCCUGAUCUUUUUAUUACUUUCACAUGCAAUUCUAAUUGGCCAGAAAUCAGCAAGGGUAUAAGUUUGAUCCCUGAUCAGAAAGUUGUGGAUCGACCUGAUAUCGUUGCACGUGUUUUUCACAUAAAAUUAGAUCAAUUGAUGAAUGAUUUAACACAUGGACAGCAUUUUGGCAAGGUGAUGGCAGCCGAAUUGCUAGAUAAGAAUACUGAUCCAAUAGCUUAUGAAGCAGUUUUACAAUUUAUGUCACACGGACCAUGUGGACCAGCUAAUACAAGGUCACCGUGUAUGGAAAAUGGAAAGUGCAGUAAACAUUAUCCCAAAUAUUUUCAGACUGAAACAAUAAUUGAUGAAAACGAUUUUCCAGUAUACAGGAGAAGGGACAAUGGACGAGAAGGUAUUAAAGCUGGUGUGAAAAUUGAUAAUCGAUGGAUCAUUCCUCAUACUGUUGAUUUGGUUGUCAAAUAUUGGGGACAUGUUUGUGUUGAAUUGUGCAAUCAGGGCAGGUCUAUAAAAUAUUUAUUCAAAUAUGUGAAUAAAGGAUAUGAUAGAGCCACUUUUGUCAUUGAGGAAAAUGAUGCAACUGAUGGACAGAGUGGAACACGAGUUGUUCGUGAAGUGGAUGAGAUAAAAAGAUAUCUAGAUUGCCAAUAUAUAUCAGCAUCAGAGGCUUGCUGGAGAAUUUUUUAUUUUGACAUCCAAUAUCGGAGUAUUGCCGUUCAAAGAUUAAAUUUUCAUCUUCCAAAUGAACAGCCAGUGCUAUUUGGUGAUAAUGAUCCUUUGGAUGAAGUAUUAAACAGAGCAGAAGAACAUAGUACAAUGUUCAUUGAAUGGAUGAAAACGAAUUCCAUAGAUACAUCUGCUCAACAGUUGACUUAUGCAGAUUUUCCUACACAAUGGACAUGGAAAAAGAAGCUGAGAAAAUGGGUUAAACGGAAGUCUGGUCGAUCAAUAGGUAGAAUUUUUUAUGCUCAUCCUUCAACUGGAGAAAGAUUCUACUUACGCAUGUUAUUGAACAUUGUCAAAGGUCCAAGAUCAUUUGAGGAGAUUAGGACAAUUAACGGAGUCGUGCAUCCAACGUUUAAAGCGGCAUGUCAAGCGUUGGGAUUAUUGGGUGGUGAUGAAGAAUGGCAUAAUGCUAUAAGAGAAGCAGCAAAUUGGCAAACAGGUCAGCAAUUACGUGAAUUAUUUGUGACCAUGUUAUUAUUUUGUGAGGUAUCUAAUCCAUUAGAUUUAUGGGAGAAAAAUUGGGAAUUUCUUUCUGAUGACAUAUCCUAUCGACAACGUCGUAUACUCGGAGAUAAUUUUAUAUCUUUCAGUGAUUCCCAAAUAAAGAAUUAUGCACUUUAUGAAAUUGAAAAAAUUCUCAAUCGAAAUAGUAGAAGUUUGAAAGAAUUUCCUGGAAUCCCAUUUCCUGAUAUGCUAUUGGAUAAUGAUAAUCGAAAUCGGUUUAUUAUUGAGGAAUUGAAUUAUAAUAGGGAAAUUCUUGCACAAGAACACUUUCAACUACGAAGUGGGUUGAAUGAGCAACAGCUACAAGUGUAUAAUGCAGUCAUUCAUGCUGUUGAUUAUGGUCUCGGUGGUCUCUUUUUUGUUUAUGGUAGUGGAGGAACAGGAAAGACUUAUUUGUGGAGAACUAUAAUUGCUCGAUUACGUUCACAAGGCAAAAUAGUUUUGGUGGUAGCAUCUUCUGGUAUAGCUUCUCUAUUGCUGCCUGGUGGAAGGACAGCUCAUUCGAGAUUUAAAAUUCCUAUAAUUAUAGACGGUGAUUCUACUUGCGCAAUAUCACAGGGAUCACAAUUGGCUGAGUUAAUUUGUAAGGCAUCAUUGAUUAUUUGGGAUGAAGCUGUAAUGUUACAUCGAAAUAUUUUUGAAGCGGUUGAUAGAACAUUUAGGGAUAUCUUACGCUUUCAUGAUCCUGACUCUGCGCACAAAGUUUUUGGUGGCAAAACUAUGUUACUUGGUGGUGAUUUCAGGCAAAUUCUUCCUGUUGUACCCAAAGGGGGUAGAACUGAAAUUGUUGCUUCAUCAAUUAAUCGAUCUUCUUUGCUUUGGGGUCAUUGUCAUUUAUAUCUAUUAUCUUUGAAUAUGCGUAUACGAGGUAAUGACAUGCAUUCAGAUUCUGUUGAAAGUUUAGAAGAAUUCAGCAAAUGGAUUUUAGAUUUGGGUGAAGGAAAAUUACCAGCUAUUUCCUUUGAUGAUGAAGACGAAUCUACUUGGAUAGAGAUUCCUGAUGAUCUACUCAUUCCUCAGGAUACUGACUGCAUACACCGCAUUAUUGAUAGUACGUAUCCUGAUCUAUUGGCUAAUUAUAAUAAUGCUUCAUAUCUUCGCAAUAGAGCUAUUCUUGCCCCGACCAAUGAUGUUGUUGAUGAAGUAAAUUCUGUUAUUCUAUCAUCCAUUCCUGGCCAUUCCAGGAUAUACUUAAGUGCUGAUAGAAUCUGUCCCACCUCUGAUUGCGGACUUGAGCAAGCUUCUUUAUACCCGGUUGAGUUUUUGAAUACACUUAAAUUCUCUGGAAUUCCAAAUCAUUCAAUUGAGUUAAAGGUUGGAAUUCCAAUUAUUCUGCUACGCAAUAUGAAUCAGAGUCGGGGUCUGUGCAAUGGUACACGGUUGAUAAUUACAAAUCUGGGAGAUAACAUCAUAGAAGCUGAAAUGAUUACAGGGUCAAGUAUAGGGACAAGAUUUUUCAUUCACAGGAUUGACAUGACUCCUACGGAUUCAAAAUGGCCUUUUGUGAUGAUUCGACGUCAGUUUCCUAUUAAGGUUUGUUUUGCUAUGAUAAUAAAUAAGAGUCAAGGCCAAACUUUUGAUAACGUUGGAGUGUACUUGACAAAACCUGUAUUUAGUCACGGCCAAUUAUACGUUGCUGCUUCUCGAGUAACCUCCCGUCAAGGAUUGAAGUUUUUGAUCAAGGAUGAUCGAAAUCCGGAAAAUCGUCGUACAAGAAAUAUUGUUUAUCGAGACAUAUAUGAUAAUUUACGCAUUGUAUUUAGUUUAGAUACCUAUAUGCAAUUAUUUUAUAAGUUGGUGAAUUUUGGUAGCAGACACAAGUUCGUUACAAUGAAUUCAAGCCACAAGCUCUUGAAUCAGUUGACUGUGGGAUUUGAUUCGAAGAAAAUCAAGGUUAGAGUGACGCGCAUGUGGGAUGCCAUUAACACAAAUACUGGUGAUGUGUUUGCUCUUGAAAUGGUACUACUCGAUGAAAAUGAUAAUCAUAUGGUGGCUAUUGUACCAAAAAAUUUGGUACAAAGUGGUGAAAGCAUUAAUGUCACAUUAUGGGGAACAACAUCGAAUCAGUUCAAUGAUGAGAAUAUUUUGGUGUCUGAUCAACCAUUAGUGUUGGUGAUCUCUUCAGUGACAGUUAAACAAUUCAGAGAUAAAAUUGUUAUUAGCAUUGAUAUCACUGCUCCUCAAACUAUUGAGGUUUUACAUCCUCCAAAAACGCGAGAAGCUAUACAGCAACUAAUGUUCAAGAAUCGAAAAUUUUUAUCAGAGAUAUAUCAGAUAAUGGCCGGUGUUCAAACAGAGGAAUUGGUUUACACUUCCAAAGUGACAAUUCUGAAAGUUGAUUUCAAUAGUCAACUGCACUACAAAGCAUAUCCAAAAUGUCAGAGAAAAGUGACAUUAGAAGGAUCUAAUUUUGUGUGCAAUGCUUGCAAUCAAAAUGUGGAGUAUCUUAAAUUGAGGUAUAUGUUAAAAGUCUUGGCAAGUGAUGCAACCGGUAGUGCUUGGUUUGUUAUAUUUGAUCAAGAGGCUGAAAGAAUAAUAGAACACAAACUUUCUUUUGUUCUUGAAGAAUUUAACAAGGACAAGGACGCUGCCGACAAACAUGUAAAGACCAAUCAGAGGUUACUAUCGGCAACCUUUUCUGAUUUGCCAGCUCCCCUCUUCGAAUGGGAGAAGAUGGCCCCUGCCCCCGUCCCUCGUCUUGACGGUGCGGCCAUUCACAUUGGCCAUCUCCUUUAUGUCUUUGUCGGAUACGUGACCAUUGAUUAUGUAAAAGCUUCGAGGAAAAGCAUGCAGCAUGCAAAUGGAGGAGCAAAGUGA